AUGGAACUAACACGCCGAGGAGAGUACUACAAGAAUAAGUACGGUCGCGGGGGUGGUCGUGGCCGGGGCAGAGGCGGCAGCCAUGCUUUUGAUGCGUCACAGCCUUCCCAAGCUCCCACAGAUCAGCCUUAUCGCAUCGACAGAGACUGGAACCAAUUGCACGCCGACCUCCAUCAGAUCGAUGGCAGCCAAUAUGGUGCCUACCAUCAAUUGCGCGGUCAAUACCAUCACGUCGAACCCACCUUCACCCUCUCAGUCGACCGGGUGCAAGGAGAUCCAUAUGCACCACCCUCACAGGUUAGGUGCAUAAUGCCAUGGCAGGAAACCGGUUUGCCCAAUGACUAUCUCGCCUCCGACAUCCGCAAGGUCGCUGCCUGCGAUCUCAUUACUCGCGUCGCAGCGGACGUAAUCCGCGAGAGGCACAUGAAUCGCGGCAUUGGGGAUGGCAACGUAGGCUGGUCUGGCCCGAAAGGAGGUGCCUUCAACAUCAAUUCCCCGGGCCAGGAAGUCUUACCGCGAACGAGUGCGAUGAUUGCCGGGAGUGAGACCAUCGAGCUACGCUUCACCGUCUCUCUCCCCGCUGCUGGUAGAAGGAUCUUGGGGCCACAAGCCUGGCAGAUUCUUGGGAUCAAUCUCGUUGAAAUGAUCUCACAAUCAUUGCUGCACCGAAACUUGCAUUCGGACAAGCUUCGCGAGCACGUGAUGUCCGUGGAAAGACAGCAUGCACUGAGAGCGCAAUUGCUUCCGCGAGGCUUGAUCGCGUUCAUUGCAAACGGCUCUAUCUUGCCACGAGCUUCUGGUGCCGCUGCGCUGCCAAUGGAUAGCUCAAACGCCGUUCCUUUCAAGUCUCCCAAAGAAGCUGAAGUCAGUCUUACCUGCCUGGAUGGAAGCAAGGUGCAAGGCAUGGGCAUCCCCCGAGGCAUCACUCUCCUCACGGGUGGCGGCUUUCAUGGCAAAUCCACCCUCUUGGAAGCAAUUGAACUCGGCAUUUACAAUCACAUCCCCGGAGACGGCCGUGAGAGCGUCGUCACCGAUCCCACCGCUGUCAAGAUUCGCGCCGAAGAUGGUCGUAGUGUGUCUGCCGUGGACAUCAGUCCCUUUAUCGCAAACCUACCAGGCAACAAAGACACCAAGACCUUCUCCACUGACGAUGCCAGCGGCUCGACCUCAAUGGCGGCCAAUAUCCAAGAAGCCAUGGAAGGCGGAUGCAAGACCGUCCUCAUCGAUGAGGACUCCUCGGCGACAAAUCUACUGGUGCGGGAUCAAAGAAUGCAAUCUCUAAUUCAAAAGGAGCCGAUUACGCCGCUAAUCAGCAAGGCGAAAGCGAUGUACAACGAGCACGGUGUCAGCACGAUCAUCGUUAUCGGCGGCCUCGGAGACUGGCUGACUGUCUCUGACAACGUGAUCCUCAUGGACUCGUACAUUCCUCGCAUCAUCACCGACCAAGCGAAAGCUGUGGUAGAGAGAUACCCCAGCCUCGUGGCGCAAGAUACAACGUAUGGGACCUUACCAGAGCGCAAAGUACGCCUCUCACUCCGGGGCUUCAAAUCACCACACGCGACGAGAAUGAACUUCAUCGGCAUCAGGCCGCAAAACCAAAGUCCCGUCGACGAUCCAGCGCAAGGCGAGGCUGGCGUCGAUCUCUCCGGCCUGGAUCAGAUGGUCGAAAUCGGACAGACGAGGAGUAUUGCAGCCAUGUUAGAGGGCGUUGAGAAGGCGACGGCAAGUCAAGCACUUCCUCUCUCAGCUUUACUCGAGCGCAUGGACUCGAAUCUUGGACUCGAGACGUGUCUGCCCGUCUCGCUUUUCGGAGGCGAUCGGGUGGCUGUGCGCCGAUUGGAGUUGGCUGCUGCGAUUUCGCGAUUCCGAGGAUUGCAAGUGCAUGAUUAG
Neohortaea acidophila is the source of this 1890-nucleotide messenger RNA. RefSeq lists its product as uncharacterized. Lineage: Eukaryota; Fungi; Ascomycota; Dothideomycetes; Mycosphaerellales; Teratosphaeriaceae. The transcript has 4 exons. The record is from RefSeq and is a predicted model, not a curated record. The coding region runs from base 1 to 1890 and encodes 629 amino acids.